UUAUCAAGGUUACCCAGGUAGUAAAUGGUAGAAAUGAGUUUCUAAUUCAGUCAGAUCUUUUUGAUUUCACUUAAGAGCCUUCUUUCUUAACAUCAUGAAGUGCUACCACUUGAAAUUUCCGUUUUGUUUGGUAUCACCUGCUUUAUCUCCAUCCUCAUGGCAGUUAUCAAGUAAAAAGGGGGCAGGAAGGUAUUUGUGUUAGUUAAGACUAUGUUGCUAGCACAGAAAGCCCAGCUACAAACUUAGAUCAAGUGCCCAUUCCCACAUGAAAAUUGUAGUUGGGGAAACAUCGUGCGUGGAUUGGCUUAGGACUGGAUGACGUACCAUUCAUGAACCAGAAACUGUGGCAAGGGGAAACGAGAUAACCCCGAUUGCAAUCCGGGCAGUUUCUGAGGCCAGGGAUGGGGACGAUCCCACCCAAAUUGAAUGGCUGCCACUGGAGGUGGGGAGGAGAAACGGGAAAACAAAAGCAUAAGAAGCUGAAGGAAAACAAAUCAGAAUCAAACAAACAGGAUCCUUCUUUUCCCAACAACCCAGUUAAACAUAACUAACACACAAAUGCAACUUAAAGAAAGGCCAUGGUUAAACUCCAAAUUUAUGGAAUUAAAAAAAAUUCCACUGUUGAUGGAUGAAAUGAAUUAUCUAUCGCUGUCUUGUAAAAAAUUACUCCAAAAUGUGGCUGCUUCAGAGAGCAGACACUUACUACCUCCCAGUUUCUGUGGAUCAGUACUCUGGGUGUGGCUCGGCGGGCUCAGCAUCUCUCAUGAGUCCAUCGUUGGCUAGGGAGGAUCUGCUUCCAAGCUCACGCAUGUGGUUGUUGGCAGGAUCCAGUUCCUUGUGGGUCAUUGGACUGAAGACAUUAAUUCCUAGCUGGCUGCUGGCUGGGGACCUCCCUCAGUUCCUUGCCAUGUGGGUCUCUCCUUAGGGCAGCUCACGACAUGGCACCUGGCUUCCAGCAGAGCAGGCAAACGAAAGAGUGAGAGAGGAUGCAUGAAAUGGAAGCUACAGUCGUUCAACAACCUAAUCGGCCACAUCUUAUUCUUUAGUGUGGUGAGUCAGUAAGUCCAACCCACACUGAAGGACAGAGAAUUAUACAAAAGCAUGAAUACCAAGCAGGAGGCAAGGGAAUAUUGGGGAUAGUAAUAGAAGCUGCCUACCAUAAGUGUGUGUUUGUGCAUGUGUGUGGAGGGGCGUGUUUGGGGGGUGGUGGUUGCACAUGGUACUGACAGAGAGUGUAUUGACUUCUUACUCAUUUUCCUGUGAGGAACAUUAGAGGGGUGAAACUGUAGUCAUGGUCCCUGAGAAAACAGAUGGCCUCAAACACUGGGGGUUUGAGGCCAGCUUAAUAAAGGGACUAUUUACGAAGAUGUGGACAAAUGUCUGAAUUACCCAGUGCUGCCAUAACAAAAUACCACAAAGCGGGUGGCUUUAAAGAGCAGAAAUUUAUUUACUCACAGUUCUGGAGGCUAAAAGUCGAAAUCAGGGUCUCAGCCAUGUUGAUUCCUUCUGUGGGCUGCUCCUCCAGUUUCUGGUGGUUGCUGGAAAUUCUUUACAUUCUUUUGCUGCUUAUAGAUGCAUCUGCCUCCAUUGUCAUGUGGUGUCUCCCCCUAUGUGUCUCUAUUCCCUUUUUAUACAGCACCAGAGAUUAGGUUUAGGAUCCACCCUCCUGUUGUAUGACAUCAUUAACAUGACAAAAACCUAUUUCCAGUCAGGGACACAUUCAUAGACGCAGGUGCUAAGACUACCAUGUAUCUUUGGGGACACAAUUCAACCCACAACAGCAAUUAUAGGGAAAUCUCAAGGAAUAGGGCAUUACUUCAAGGUUUAUCGCUUGCAGCCUGUCGUAUCACUUCCUGUAGGUCUGAAGCUGGAGGCCCUGGGUGGUAAAAAUGAUUAACAUGCUCAGCUGCUAACCAAAAGGUUGGAGGUUCCAGUCCACCCAGAAUCACCUUGGAAGAACGACCUGGGAAUUUACUGAAAAAAACCAGCCAUUGAAAAUCCCAUGGAGUACAAUUCUACUCUGAUACACAUGGGGUCACCAUGAGCUGGAGUCAACUUCUUCAACUGGAAGGUUCUGAAAAAGUUAAGGGGAAGAAGGAGUUCUCAGAGCCAGGAGAGAAUAUUUGUAGGCGAAGACCCCCUGAUGGGAGCUACCACAUUCUGUUAAGGGAUGCAGUCCACCUAUGGCAUCUCUAGAGGGAAGGUGCCAGGGGAGUAAAUAUCCUGAUCUCGCUCUUCUCCAUUCUCCGCUGACAUUAUCCACUGACUGAAUUCAGCUGGAAGCCAGAAGGCAAAGGAGUCCACUGAUGUAGUCAGUACCAGUCAACCUCCCCGAGUACACAAACCAAAACUCUUUGCCGUUGAGUCGAUUCUGAUGCAUAGAGACCCUAUAGGACAGGGUAGAACUGCCCCACAGGGUUUCCAAGGAGCAGCUGGUGGAUUUGAACUGCUGGCGUUUUGAUUAGAAGCUGAGUUCUUAACCACUGUGCCACCAAGGCUCCCCGGAGCACACAGUAGGGUGGAAAGAGUGGAGAUUGGACCUGGAAGAGCAGUCAGAAGAUAUCUAGUGUAGAAACCUAUCGUACUUGAGGAGACUCACAUCCACAGUAUGCGGAGAAGAAACAGCCAUACACGACUAAGCGCUGUGUAGAGCAAGCUCGAUGGAAGAGUUUACUGACAAAGAGGGUAUUUAACAUCAAAACAGACUUUCAAACAAUUGCUUCUCUUGAAGAUCCUUCAAAAUGGGAAACACAUAUCCAUCUCUAUGAAAUGAUUUGGGUGAAGCUGCACUGAUGAAAGAGUGUGGGUGGCUAAGAUGACUUUGAUGGGUCCUUGUAACUUGAGGAUUCAGUGUUCCUGCAGGAGUGAUGGAAAUCAGGGAAUAGGAUCUCCUGCAAAAUAUUCACAACUCUUUGAAAUGGAAAUUAUGCUACUCCAAUUUAGGCAGCGAAUUAAAGCAACUAUUUUUAUUCAGGGUGUUCGUAGGGUGUGCUCCUGCCUGUUUGAAGUGGCAGUGAAGGAGGCAGGCAGGCAGGCAGGCAGGCGUGCUUUUUCCUGGAUAAAGCAGGAGCUGGCUCAGCCUGUUCUCAUCUUUACUUAGCACCUGCUGGCUUGAAGCGGUGUCACCCCAGCAAUCAGACGGUGGAUGUGCCAGGAGGCUGACCUCCAGUGUCUACCCCCCCUCCUCCCACACCCCAUGACGGCCUGUCCUGAUAUAGGUGGACAGGGGACUGGUUUAAAAUGACAGUCUCAAGUUCAAGUAGGAAGAGAGGCUAAUUUGAAGAAACAGCCAGGCAAGCUUCCUUUCCUGGUAGGAAUGAUUACCACCCCGCUUCGCCAUGGCCCACCUGGGAGCCCAUUUUGCCUUUAGAUCCCGCUGGCAGAAGACCGAUGAUGAACUCUGUCGACACAGCAUGUCCUUUAUCCUUCACAAAGCCAUUCGCAAUGACUUCUUUCAGAGCUAUCUCUACCUGCUGGAGAAGAUAUCCCUGGUGAAACUGUAUGCUUUGACAAGCCAAGUUAUCGACGGUGAAAUGCAGUUCUAUGCCAGAGCUAAACUUUUCUACCAAGAAGUACCGGCCACAGAAGAGGGUAUGAUGGGAAGUUUUAUUGAACUCUCAAACCCAGAUGUCCAGGCCUCUCAGGAAUUUCUUAGGAAAUUUGUUGGGGGGCCGGGGAAAGCUGGAACAGACUGUGCCUUGGACUGCGGCUCUGGGAUUGGAAGGGUCAGCAAGCAUGUCUUACUGCCGGUUUUCAGCAGUGUGGAACUCGUGGACAUGAUGGAGUCUUUCCUCCUGGAAGCUCAGAAUUACCUGCAAGUCAAAGGGGACAAGGUAGAAAGUUACCACUGCUACAGCCUGCAGGAAUUCACGCCCCCAGUCAGGAGAUAUGAUGUCAUCUGGAUUCAGUGGGUCUCCGGGUACCUGACAGAUAAGGACCUUCUUGCAUUUCUGUCCCGGUGCCGAGAUGGCCUGAAAGAAAACGGUGUCAUCAUACUGAAGGACAAUGUGGCGCUGGAGGGCUGUGUCUUCGACCUCUCUGACAGCAGCGUGACUCGGGACAUGGACAUCCUCCAGAGCCUCAUUAGGAAGAGUGGGCUGGUCGUGUCGGGCCAGGAGAAGCAGGAGGGUUUUCCCGAGCAUUGCAUCCCGGUGUGGAUGUUCGCCCUGCACAGCAAUGGACACCCCUAGCCUGCGCUGGGAAUGGCCUGCUGGACUGCGCACUGGUGCCUGGUGACCAAGGUGCUUUCCUUCAUGGUGCCCUUGUAACUGUGAGGGGGAUGGAGAGAAAGGAUGCCCUGCAUGUCUGGAAAUGAUGGCUGGUGUACAAGUUUUCGUGAACGAUACAAGUACACGCACACUGGAUUUUCUGUAACAAGAGGCCAGUGAAACAUCAUAGAAAAAUGCUUUAAGCGCUUGAAUACACCUAAACUGUACAAGUGGCACAAAGACAGAGAAGGGAGCAACGCGCACAAAUUCUAAACUGCCUUGGUUCCUGAAGAUAUGCAUUAUAUAGUGGUCCAGGAUGGGUGAGGGAAGCCUCAAACCUCUUCACCUUCUCCCCUUCCCCUGCCCUCACAGCAGCUACCUUCGGGAUAACCACUUCUCUUGGAUAAAAACAUCCCCUCAGUUAAGAGGGCACUAGUCUAAAUAAUCGUAGGAAAACAAGACCAUUACUGAAUUUUGGCUUUAGCCUUUCUCUUGGCAGAAAAAGUAGAUGAUUUCACUUUCUAUUUUGGGUCAGUAUCAUUACCCAGUGAUGUAAUGUAGAUGUAAUUUGAUAACAGAACUCUGGGUUUCAGUGUUGAGAAAGUGUGUCCUUUCAGGAGAAAAUGUACCCCUGAAAUUUCAGCCUUGAACAUAUAAGCAAAUGUCACCAAUAAUUUAAUUGUAGCCAUUGGCUUCCAACACUGCUUGCUUCGUUGCUGCUGCCCGUUUCCUUGAUUAAUAUGAGUGUACAGUGGGAAGAGAAGUAGCAAAGGAAAUGGACAAGGAAAUGAUAAACCUGAAAAUUGAAGCAGCUGGAUUAAUUUAUGGCAUGGGUUUAAUUAAAAAUAAUUGAAACCUUUUAAAAACAAAAAUAUAAUUCAAUUGUUAUUGUCAGUAUGUUUAAAUGUAACUGCUGUUGUCUCCAAUUUCUUCAUGUUGAGAAACACGUGUGCUUUGUUAUACAUGUUGAGUCUUCUAUGAAAUGCAAAGAAUCAAAUGCAGUAAAGAACGGGUACACUAUCUCCAUAAAAAUCAAGUUUUCCAGUCUUAACUCUAACUAAGGAAGAGAAUGAUUAUAAAAUGUAGCAUAACUUUGGUAGCUUCAUUUAUUGUGUUGGAAAAUUACAUCCAGCACACCCACCUUACCUCCACUGACUUCCAGCAGCUAUAUGGUCCAACGGUUAGAACCAUUGGUGGGCAAGCCAGAGACGAGAAUUAAAUUAAAUGGUGAACAGAUCAAAUAGGGCAAAACAAAUGUACUCUUGCCUUUACCAUCUGUGAGCUUUGGGACAAAAUGGUGGAAUCUUCUUUUUAGGUCUAUCCCAGAAAUUUUCUUUUAUACUAGUAUGUUUCAUUCUCUUGACUUUCUGCUUUGCCAGUAUCCAGACACUGAUUUACACAAUUGUCAAUUUUCUCUCCUCCUGGGUUUCUGAGCUUAUGGAGGAGAUAACAGAAUUGUCUGGUGGAUAUAAAUAUGACCUUCAACUCAGCGGGGUCUUUGAGGCUGAUCAACAGCCCCUUUUCUCUUCCUAAGUCAAGUCCUGUACCAUUCCCCUUAGAAAAUUUUCAGAUCUUUAUUGCUCUAAACAGGUUCCCAACUCCCCACCUAUCUUUAAUUUAACUGAGAAAAUAGAAGUUAGGGAGCACAUUGCAUGAAUCGUCAGCCCCCACCCCCACUGUUAGCAGCAGGUCCAAUGUAAAGGAAAGAGGAGACGGAGAGGAGAGUCAGUCAGCCAUCGGCCGGAUAAUGGAGCCUAAAAGGUCAUGUUAAGGUUCAGAGAAGUUAUUCAAAGAACUAGGAGGCAGUUCUUGAAGAGUGCAAGUGGGGGACAAAGUUUUCUUGCCUUGGGAGUGAAGUCAUAUACACUGUGGAAAUGAAGACAUUUUGAGUGAGACUUACUCCGGCCAUCUUCAGUCUAAUUCUGUAAGCUGAAAACACUGCUGAUGUUUAUCAACACAUCCAGAAGAAGGUGGCUGGGAGGUUUACCCAGGGUUUGACAGGUAUGGCGCACGCCCUGGGCGCAGCUUGAAGGGAGGGAAGGCACCAAUGAGCAGUGUCUAUUGGCCCAUCGCAGUUUCCACCACCAGCUGUGAGAGAUCCUUCAGCAUUUUAAAACUAAUUGCUAUAGGUGCUGUUUUCCACAGACACACUGCUGGUCACCCCGGUAAGCGACAGCCUGCAUUAAUCCCCAAACACUGGUUCAUAGUCCUGCUGCCUCAGAGUCACCUGGAGGAACUUUUACAAAAGAGAGAUUCCCAGGCUCCAUCUCCAUGAGAGUCUGGAUCUGUGACUGUGAUCAGAUAAUUUGUAUUUUUUAAGAGGUCUCAAAUUGAUUUCUGAUCAUUCAUUUUGUUUGAGGACCUGAAGGGAAAAGGUGUGGAGAUGGACUCAGCCAUAGAAGGAUAAGGUGCAGCAGGCAGGAGUGUGGGCCAGUCUCAGGGAGAUAGCUGAAUGAUUAAAUGCGCUUCUCCAGCCCAGUGCCGGUCUUUCUAACAUACGAAUCUGACCAUACAAACCUUAGAUGACUCCCCAGCACCUACAGGGUGAACCCCCUGUCUUCAGCAUGGCCUGUAGCCCUGGCUUCCCUCUCCCCAGCACCUACAGGGUGAACCCGCUGUCUUCAGCAUGGCCUGUGGCCCUGGCUUCCCUCUCCCCAGCACCUACAGGGUGAAACCCUGUCUUCAGCAUGGCCUGUAGCCCUGGCUUCCCUCUCCCCAGCACCUACAGGGUGAACACGCUCUCUUUAGCAUGGCCUGUAGCCCUGGCUUCCCUCCCAGCCUUGUUUCUGCCACAUUCCCUGCCGCUGUACUUAAAUGUUUGUAGUUCCCUAAAGGAGUCAUGACUGGUGACACAGCGUAUUUAUAGAUAUUACUUUCAUAACCUGGGACAUCUUUCGUUCUUUUUCGUCUGGCUCAGAAUGCUUAGAUGUCACUGACCUCAGGAAAGCUUCCCUCGAUCCUGGUGCAGGGUUAGGUAUCCCCACUACGUGCUACUCUCACAUCCUCUACUAACAUAUCACAACCCUCAUCCCAUGGCAUUGGAGUCCCUGGGUGGUGCAAAUGGUCAACAUAUUGCUAACUGAACGGUUGGUGGUUCAAGUCUACCCAGAAGAACCUCAGAAGAAAGGCCUGGCAAUCUACUGCUGAAAAAUUAGUCAUUGAGAACCCUAUAGUUCUACCCUGUCACACGUGGGGGUCAUAAUGAUUUGGAAUUGACUCGAGGGCAGCUGGUACUGGUAUCCCAUGGUAUUAUAAUUGCCUAUUUACCAGCCAUUUCCUCCCUUACAUUCUGAGCUCCUCGAUGGAGCAUUCAUGGUAACAUUCUCAGUCCCUACCACAGGCCGUACCUCAUACACUGCAGCUAGUCAAAACUUCUGUUCAAAGACUGAAAGGUGAUGUUAAAAGCAGAAAGACACAGGGUAAUCUAGAGUUUGGAGGCAUCAAACAGGAGUCAGAGCAAAUCAGCAGGAAAAACCAAGGGCUUCCAAAAUUCUGUAGCAACGAGAUGUACCAGUCUGGUCAAAGCGGUGAUCAGCGGUGCAAGCUGGCAGGAACCAGGAAAUUUUUAGACAGAGAAGGCAGUGGGCUCAGUGCUCGGCAAGCAGCUGGGAGGAGUUUAUAGCCAGAGGAUUAGGCCCUGAAAUAAAA
This is a messenger RNA of Loxodonta africana (African savanna elephant), 7856 nucleotides long. RefSeq names its product N-terminal Xaa-Pro-Lys N-methyltransferase 2 (gene NTMT2). The record is from RefSeq and is a predicted model, not a curated record. Gene Ontology annotation, cellular component: cytoplasm. Lineage: Eukaryota; Metazoa; Chordata; Mammalia; Proboscidea; Elephantidae. The transcript has 4 exons. Bases 3339 to 4190 code for a protein of 283 amino acids. Gene Ontology annotation, molecular function: N-terminal protein N-methyltransferase activity. Gene Ontology annotation, biological process: N-terminal protein amino acid methylation.